AUGCGACUAGUCCCGUUGCUGGUAACCCACGGUCUGGUGCUGUUCUGGAUGCUGUUGUUACCGUGUCAGUCGGUUACCUUCGAGGACGAGGCUUCCAGCGACCAAUCAGAGAGUCGCGACAACAAUGUACCAGAACCGCAACAACAGGUGCCGUAUAAUGGAACCAGACAGGGUAAGGGAAUUUUCGAUUGGAUCGGCCUCGGAACGGGACGAAAUGUCGAUCCCUAUAUAGCGAGGACGAACAAAGGCUGCCUGAACGGCGAUCUAGCUGAUUGCUUCAAGUCCCAGGCGUUGAGUUACUUCUCAGACUUCUUCGAUCACUCGCACUACGACCUGAACGAUCACGUGAAGGUCGUCAGGAUGUCCAGGGACGUGGUCCAGGAUGUCAGUCGUCAGCCGUACGAAUAUUCGAGCGAAGCGAGAUCCAGCGAUUCAGAAUGGGACCAUCUGAUGAAGUUCGCUCUACGAAAAGUAGAGAAAUUCGUGAAAACAGCGGUCAUCGAGCUGCACAUUCCAUCCACAGAAACCGGUGAAAACGAUGUGUACGCGCCACGGUUCUUGGACGAAAUCGCGGACGAAAUCGACACUCUCGAGAACAAGAAGGACACGUUGUUCUCCCGACAUCAGCUGAAGAAGCUUUUGAUACCAAUGCUGAUCGUGCUGAAACUGUUCAAGCUGAAACUACUGUUGUUCCUGCCGUUGAUCUUGGGUCUGGCGUCCUUCAAGAAGUUCCUCGGCUUCCUUGCGAUCGUGAUACCUGGUCUGAUCGGCUUCUUCAAGCUGUACAAGCCCCUCAGUCAGAAUUAUCAACCGCCAGUGUACAGUCAGAGCGGUGUCGGUUAUCCUUAUUACAAAGACAACUCCAAUAGCUAUCCUUAUGGCGAUCAGAACGGCCAUCAUGGGCCUGAGUAUCAAGACUACCACAACAGGGACACUGUGUCUUUUGGCCAGGACCUUGCUUAUCGAGGCUAUCGAGAGUAUCAGUCGUGA
Messenger RNA from Dufourea novaeangliae, 990 nucleotides. RefSeq lists its product as uncharacterized. Bases 1 to 990 code for a protein of 329 amino acids. NCBI's taxonomy places the organism in Eukaryota, Metazoa, Arthropoda, Insecta, Hymenoptera, Halictidae. The transcript is spliced from 4 exons. The record is from RefSeq and is a predicted model, not a curated record.